AGCACAUGGCUGCCACAACGAGGAUUUCACCCUGUUCAUUAUCAUUUUGCAGUUGAAAUAAAGUUUAGAGGGUAAUUAAAAAUGUCAUUGGCUUUUGGAAUGUGCGAGACACCGGGGUGCAAGGCUGUUGCAAGCCUCCAGUGUCCAACUUGCCUGAAAAUUGGCAUUCAGGGCUCUUAUUUCUGCAGUCAAGACUGCUUCAAAGGAAGUUGGAAGACCCACAAAGUUAUUCACGACAUUGCAAAGGGAGACAGCGGGAAGCAAUCAGUAUCCGGGGAAUACAAUCCCUGGCCAUCCUACCACUACACCGGGAAAUUGCGUCCUUACCCAAAGCCAGCUCGGCGUGAAGUGCCAAAAGAAAUAAUGCGUCCCGAUUACGCUGAUCAUCCAGAGGGUCUUCCUCUGAGUGAGCAGGCUGUGCGGGGUUCAGCCCAGAUAAAAAUUCUCGAUGAGGAGGAGAUCGAGGGGAUGAGGAUUGCGUGCAAAUUGGGACGAGAAGUGCUGGACGAAGCAGCUAAGGCCUGCAAUGUUGGUGUAACGACAGCUGAACUCGAUAGAAUCGUUCACGAGGCCUGUCUCGAGAGGGACUGCUAUCCAUCGCCUCUUAAUUAUCAUCAAUUCCCAGCCAGUUGUUGCACAUCUGUUAAUGAAGUCAUCUGCCAUGGAAUACCUGAUAACAGGCCAUUGGAGGAUGGCGAUCUUUGCAAUGUGGAUGUGACAGUGUACCACAACGGUUUCCAUGGUGACUUGAACGAGACAUUUUUCGUUGGUAAUGUUAAACCGGAAAUAAAGAAACUAGUCCAAGUGACGUAUGAGUGUCUCUCAAAGGCCAUCGACAUCGUCAGACCGGGGGAGAAGUACAAGGAAAUAGGAAAUAUCAUUCAGAAGCACGCACAGGCUCAUGGCUUCAGUGUUGUCAGGAGUUAUUGCGGGCAUGGGAUACACAGACUGUUUCACACAGCACCCAGUGUUCCUCAUUAUGCCAAAAAUAAAGCAGUCGGCGUAAUGAAACCAGGCCAUUGCUUUACAAUUGAGCCAAUGAUAUCGCAGGGUACAUGGAAGGACGAAAUGUGGCCAGAUAAUUGGACAGCAGUGACAGCUGAUGGUCAAUGGUCAGCCCAAUUUGAGCAAACUCUUCUCGUCACCGAGACUGGUUGUGACAUUCUCACAAAAAGACGCACCAAUGAUGGCCGCCCCUGGUUCAUGGAUCGUUUCUAGUAAUCAUGAAGAAAGAGAAAUAUUUUCCAAGAUUUACAAGUCCAUUGAGAAGGCUCGGGAGUAAAAAGAAAUCAGACAAGUGCAUUGAAAACUUCUCAGCCACAAAUUCUCAGCAAAAGCUGGAUUGAAAUGUCUGAGAGAUGGCUGGAAAAAUUCGUUCCUUUUAUUUCUUCAGUUUUCAUGGCCCAAACGUUUUCCUGCAUUUCAGUUUUUUUUCACUCCCGAGGAUUUUAAUAGUGUGAAUCGUCCAGGACGUGAUUAAUACACGAUAAUUGAAUUUAAAAGACUCUCAUGAGAUUUAUUUUAAAAAAAUCUCAUUAAAUCUUCAAAUCGAAGAGAAUUAGCCAGACCUUCAUCGACUUCUGUGCGUGUUUUCGUACUGAUCUAGGAUAACUCUGACCUGAUGGAAUAAACUUUGAACAUUUCAUCCACUCGUUACUGAAUUCAUAAGCCCCAUAUAUCUUUGGAAAUUCUUAUAUUAUCAUGUGGAAAAAGGUAGUGGGGAUCACAUUUUUGGUAAUCUUUAAAAUUUGAUAAAUGAUAUACGCAAUAAUUAAAUUUAUAGGGUGAUUACUCUAAAAUUUUGUACGCUGGACGAUUCACGUGUCAAUGAAAUCCCUCCCUUAUUUUUCAAUCCCCUGGACACAAAUGGCAUUUUUGAUAUGAUGAUGAAUUGAAGGUCGACAAGAAUAACACAUGAAUCUCUCAUCACUCGCGAAGAUCGGACGUGUGCCUUGUAUCAUACAUUAACUCAAAUUCUUCUCCACUAAUUGAUGAUAUCUGUGUACAUAUAUUGAGUGGUCAACUCGUUAAAAUGAUUAAUUGAAUCCAAUAAACGUCAUCCUACUGAUUA
Fopius arisanus is the source of this 2071-nucleotide messenger RNA. RefSeq names its product methionine aminopeptidase 1. The coding region runs from base 82 to 1218 and encodes 378 amino acids. The record is from RefSeq and is a predicted model, not a curated record. Gene Ontology annotation, cellular component: cytosol. Gene Ontology annotation, molecular function: metalloaminopeptidase activity. Gene Ontology annotation, biological process: proteolysis. Lineage: Eukaryota; Metazoa; Arthropoda; Insecta; Hymenoptera; Braconidae. The transcript has 5 exons.